Molecule: messenger RNA, 877 nt
Organism: Humulus lupulus (European hop)
Lineage: Eukaryota; Viridiplantae; Streptophyta; Magnoliopsida; Rosales; Cannabaceae
Product: sterol carrier protein 2-like
Exons: 4
Coding region: 277-654 (125 amino acids)
Cellular component (GO): cytosol
Source: RefSeq, a predicted model, not a curated record
UGCGUGCCUUCUCAGUUCAGUCUUCUUCUAUCGCCCAUCUCCAUACGAAACCAAGCACUUAAUUCGUCAGCUAAAGUUCAUUAAUUUCACCGUCCAACUAUUUUACGAUUCAAUUUCAUGACAUUAUUUAAUUAAUUGAUAUUAAAAAUAAUAAUGUUAUAUAAAUAGGCAUUGAUCGAGAGAAGCAGAAGGUACAUUCGGUCGUGAUAGAACUGGAGUAGAAUAUACUGCUCUUUCUCGUUGAGUUUGGGGUGUAAUCGGAGAGAGUGAAAAAAAAUGGCGGCCGGUCAGUUCAAGGCGGAGACUUUGUUUGAGUUGAUGAAUAAGCACUUCGAAACGGACGAGGGUAAAGAGCUCUGCAAGAAAGUUAAUCUCGUUUACCAGAUCAAUCUCGCUCCCAAGAAAAUUGGGUUCAAUGAGGUCUGUUAUACUAUUGAUCUGAAGAAUGGCAAGGUCAUCAAAGGAGCAUUGGAAGGAGAAAAGCCUGAUGCUGCAUUAUCCUUCGUAGAAGAUGAUUUUGUCAAAAUUGCACAAGGAAAGAUGAAUCCCCAGAUUGCUUUCAUGAGAGGAAAAUUGAAGGUUAAGGGCAGUAUGAGCGCAGCACAGAAAUUUACACCUGACAUUUUCCCUAAGCUCCCAGUUUCAAAGAUGUGAGCAGAGCUAUUUUGGGCUUUAUUUAUCUGUAUUUGAUUUGUAUUGAAUUGAAAUAGUUACAGCAAUUUGAAUAUUGAGGGGGCCUUGAACUAGGAAAGGAGAAAUGGGUUAAAAGUGUCUGAAUUGAGAUAACCAAGCAUCAAUAACAUAGGACACCACUUCAAAAAUGCAAUUACCCACGGUCUUGGACUUGGAAUAUAAAGUUAGGCAAAACUUUCUUCAA